GCGGGCUAGUCAGUCGGGCAGUGGAUUUGUGGAUAAUAUCCGACCGUUUCUCUCGGGAUAAAGUGCUACAUUUCGUGGGAGAUUUCGGAAACGUGGCAAGCCACGAGUGAAACAAAGAUUUCUGAAGCAGCAGGACCCGUGGUUAGCUCUGGUGAAAUGUAACAAGUGCUAAUGGAAGGAGAUUUCAGAGUGUAACACGGCAUGGUGUGGUAAACACACACAGCCACGCCUGUGAUGUAACGAGUGAUUAAUGUGUUGGGGGCAGCCAAUGUUUUAGUUACAAGCACGGGGCCAAACACCAGCUGCAACAAACAAGGUACUGAACAGCGAAAACUUGGCGAACCCACUGACAUGGCUCGCUCGGGAAUGAAAUAACCCCUGGGAAAAUUUGAGACUUUUCUUAUCGGUGCCUGCACUGUAUCAAAGCCUGCCCCGGGGGAUGCAGGGCAGGAGAAGAUCCGCCCUUCAAGCUGCCCCGGGACCAACACGGGGACAUUUUCACGGCACACAGGACCUAAAGGGCUUUGUGUCUUUGUUACCGAAUACUUCCGCAAGUAGCUUUCCACGAGAAAACAGCGGCAUGAGGUACACGGGGCUCCCGGGCAAAACUGGCGUCUUCUCGGAGCACCAGUACAGCAUGAGCAAGAGCCCCACCCGCCCUCAGCGCUCCGCUCUCGACAUCAUCGCCGAGCUGGGCUCUGAGAGCAACGCACACGGGCUCGCCAAAAUCGUCGCGUCCCGAGACACCAAGCGGAAAGUGAUCUGGGCCUUGUUGGUCAUCAUUGGCUUCACGGCCGCCACGCUGCAGCUGUCGCUGUUGGUCAGGAAAUACCUGCAGUUCCAGGUGGUCGAGCUGUCAGAGAUCAAGGACAGCAUGCCGGUCGAGUACCCCUCCGUCACCAUCUGCAACACGGAGCCCAUCUCUCUACGCAAGAUUCGGAGCCUGGUCCACGCCAAGGAAUGGGGUCAACUACGGAACUGGCUGCGGUUCUUGGCAUCGUUCGAGUUUGACCACAACUCGUUCAUGGAGAGUAUCCGAGCGUUCUACGAAAACCUGGGAGACGAGGCUAAAAAAAUCAGCCACGAUCUUGGUGAUUUACUGAUACAUUGCAGAUUCAACAGAGAGUUGUGCUCCGUCCAGAACUUUACAUCGUUUUUUGAUGGUAACUAUUUUAACUGUUUUACAUUUAAUGGGGGGCAAUUAAAAGAUAAACUACAAAUGCACUCAACAGGACCAGAGAACGGAUUAUCGAUGAUUAUAUCUGUAGAAAAAGAUGACCCCAUACCCGGUACGUAUGGCGUAUACAACUUUGAAAACAAUAUCAUGCACAGUGCAGGGAUAAGAGUGGUAGUCCACGCUCCUGGUUCCAUGCCCAGCCCCGUAGAUCACGGCUUUGACAUCCCACCGGGAUAUUCAUCGUCUGUAGGUCUCAAAGCUUUGCUGCACAGCCGCUUACCUGAGCCGUACGGCAACUGUACAGAGGGGUCCCUGCAAGGCAUGCACACGUACAGAAACACCUUCUUCGCCUGCCUGCAGUUGUGUAAACAAAAGCUCAUCAUAGCCCGCUGUGGCUGCAAGUCUUCAGCCCUGCCCGACCUGCCCAACGUUAACGUCUCCUUCUGCGGCGUCAUCUCUAACUGGCUCGGCAUAUUACGUAAUAGAACUGACGGGAAGUCGCCUAAGAUAACUAUCCACAACCUCGAGUGCGAGGAAGACAUGCAGCGUAAACUGAACAACGACCGGGCGUACGAGGCGACCUGCCAGUGCUACCAGCCGUGUAGCGAGACGUCCUACCUCAAGUCCGUGUCCUUGUCCUACUGGCCCCAGGAGUUCUACCAGCUCAGCAUGUUACAGGAAUUCCUCAACCAGACGGAGAAGGAGCACUUCAUGGCCGUGGCCUUCGAGCUGUGGUCCGAGUUGGCCCAGAACACACAGAGCAACAGCAGCUCGGAUAAGAGCUACGCGGACCGCAUCAACAAAGGCUACACGGACAAGGAGAAGGACAAGGCCAAGCGAGCCUCCGACACCAUACGGCAGACAAUGCUCAGACUCAACAUCUACUUAGAGGACCUGAGCGUGGUAGAGUACCGGCAACUUCCGGCUUACGGCCUGGCCGAUCUGUUCGCCGACAUAGGCGGCACGCUGGGCCUGUGGAUGGGGAUCUCCGUGCUGACCAUCAUGGAGCUGGUCGAGCUCGUCAUCCGCCUCAUCGGCUUCGUCUUCAACGUGGAGAAGCGGGAGCUGGGCCGGAAGACCCAGGAGGACAUGCGCAAGGCGUGUGCGCUGACCGAGGCGCUGCAAGAAACGGAGCCCGAGUGCACCUACCCCGACCCGUUCGGCCUGUCUGAGUUCCGCAGGGGUGUUGAGACAUGAUGCCAUUCCACAGCCCCACGCCGCUCCGCUGGCUAUGUCGUGUUGUUGUUUGUUGUACAUAGCUCUUCCUAACACCAAUGACACACUGUAUAUAGUUACAAGCAAUAGACGUCCUCUUUAAGUAUGUUCAUCUUAUGGUUGUGGCGGACCAAUGAGAGACUGGGUUAAUUUGUAUUGUGUUGUGUUUGACUGACCAAUCAGAUUGGAUAGGUAUGAUAUGAUAUGUUUGACUGACCAAUCAGAUUGAAGAGGUGUAUUUUGACACGUUUAACUGACCAAUCAGAUUGGAGAUGUGUAUUGUGACACGUUUAACUGACCAAUCAGAUUGAAAAGGUGUAUUUUGAAACGUUUAACUGACCAAUCAGAUUGAAGAGAUGUGUUGUGACACGUUUAACUGACCAAUUAGAUUGGAGAGGUGUGCUAUGACACGUUUGAUUGACCAAAGAGCCAAAUGAAAAUGAAAUAGAUGGGAUGUUGAGAGGCAGUUGAUAUAAUCUGAUAUAGAUAUUAUGUAUCAUUACGACGUGUACUUUAUAAUGGCUAAUGAAGACAGUUCAUUAAAGCGUGUGGGUUUGUAUUCUGUAAGGAAGGAUGGGUUUUGGGAUUCUGUAUAUACAAUUUUGUCUGGAAUUCGUUUGGAAACUGGGUUUUGGGAUUCGGUAUAUACAUUUUUGUCUGGAAUUCGAUAGGAAUUUGGGUUUGCGAUUCAGUAUAUCAAUUUUUGUCUGGAAUUUGUUAGUGAGUCUGGAUGUCGGGCUUACUAUAAUAAUUAUAAUGAAAACUAUAGAAAUGUGAUUUGAGGUUCAAUGAAAAAUUUUUUAUUAGAUUCCCCAAGAAAAGCUUGUGUAUCAAUGCAACUAUUUACGGACUGAGGAAAAGAAAGUUCGGGUAUCUCAAACCUGAAUUUGAAUAAUGUUGGUAUUUUUCUGAGAUUAAUCUUUAUGCCAAAUAACUCUAUACUUUCAUUGAGUGGAAGAACAAGAACUCGUCUUUACCAAUUCAAAUAUAUCACAGCAAGAAGUAGUUAAUCAAUUUCGAGUAACCAAAACAUAAAUCUUCAAAUGUUUGAAGAAUGAAGUGUUUAAGUACAAGAAAAAUGAAUGCUUUAAAAGUCCUGUUAACUGAUCAAAUAAGACUCAUGAUGAAAGAAAAUUAGGAGCUUUUAUCACCUUAUGCACCAACCACGGAAAUUGUGUUAAUAUGAUAAAACUAAGGGUAACUUAGUGGGAACCUCCCACACGUUCUGUAAUAAAGUUUCUACACUGUCAUGUGAGGGAUCAAUACAAUUUCUCAUGGGCUUAAGUGGACACAAUGGUAGUUUUUCUACAGGAGAUUCUACAAGAGUUGGGUGUUGACUAAAGGUCAGGCAUUUUUGGAGCAGAAAACUGGAAUUUGUCUGGUGUUCAAAGGACAUGUCAAUUUUUAAAUAGAUGAUAAAACAAAGAUAAGAAAGCAUGGCUCAUAAAUAACUAUUUUUUAACAAUAGAUGAAAAAUAAAACUAAUGAGACUGGUGAAAUAUCAGUAGACAAUGCUUUCUGCACAGUGGUUCUGUGAUAUUCGGGUUCCCUCAUCCACACAGGGUUUCCACUGUCUGUUAGAAAUUCCAGGAUAUUUUAUUGAAUUUAAUUUAAUGUAUUUUAACACACUGUGUUAAAAAAUGAAAAAAAAAAAUAUUAAAUUAAAAACAAAUAUACUAAAAUGUCAUCUAGGUGCAGAAAGGAGGUGACUUCUGACCCUAAAAAAUGGUCAGACCUGGUAAAAAAUUUCCCAUUUGUGUUAUUUAAUUCAUGAUUUAAUAUUUUAUUUUAAUUAUUCAUUUAAAUUUCAUAUUAUUUAAAAAAUAUGGAUAACUUAUAUGUGUAGCCUCUUAGAAAUCAUGCAAGAAUAGCAUAGCAAUAAGAAAAACAAAUGGAAAUUACAAAUUAUUGCCUUCUAACUAUGGCUAUAGCUCAUUUUUUCUUCCAUUCUUAUUUAGCUAAUCACAUGAAAAAGGAUAGAAAAAGAUACAUCGUACACAUUCACAGCUGAUGUGACAAAUAGAACAAAGUUGUAUGUAUAUAUAUAUGCAAUGAUUAUACAGGUUUACUCUUUGAUAACUAAGCUUUAAAAUGUAGGUUUAAAAUUUUAAAAUUACAAAAUUAUGAUCAAAUUUUGAUAUAUAUAAUCUGUUGUGACACAAGGAUAUGAAAUACUGCACAAACCUAGCCAAAGUUGUAACAAUGUUUUCAGUGCAUUAGUACUAGAAUUGUAGCUGUGGUUGUAGUAUCAAUGGUCUACUAGUAGAAAGAUAAUAAAAUUGUACAUAGAUAUUUAAACAUAUUGUGCAUUAUAGGGGCACCAGCUAGUAUAUUUUCUGUUUUUAGUGGAGAAAGCUGCAACAAAAGUGGUUCUAAACAGUUGGUUUUUUUUUUUGUUUAUGUAUAAAAAGAUUUUUUUUUAUUAAGGUAGAUUGCUAAACUUUUUUUUUCUGAAAAAUUAAGUUUUAUUGUCAAUCAAUUCUUGAUGUCAGGUAGGUGAUUUCUUCUUUUAAAGCAGGUAGAAAUUAUUAGCUGCAAAUUUUUUUAAACAAAUUGGUUUCUGCAAUAGCCUUCCUUUUUAAUUUAUUUUUUAUAAGUUAUUCUUAUUUGUCACUACUAUUGCUUAGCAUUUAAGGUCAAAUUUCAAAAAUAUUUUGAACAUGUAGAAAGUGACAAGAUCUUGACAAUAAAAAUAUGAUAGAAAAAUUA
This is a messenger RNA of Physella acuta, 5101 nucleotides long. RefSeq names its product FMRFamide-activated amiloride-sensitive sodium channel. Gene Ontology annotation, cellular component: plasma membrane. NCBI's taxonomy places the organism in Eukaryota, Metazoa, Mollusca, Gastropoda, Physidae. The record is from RefSeq and is a predicted model, not a curated record. Gene Ontology annotation, molecular function: ligand-gated sodium channel activity. Gene Ontology annotation, biological process: sodium ion transmembrane transport.